Molecule: messenger RNA, 4449 nt
Organism: Astrephomene gubernaculifera
Lineage: Eukaryota; Viridiplantae; Chlorophyta; Chlorophyceae; Chlamydomonadales; Astrephomenaceae
Source: the annotation of a GenBank genome assembly
AUCCUGCGUAUGGAAUACAUUUAUAUAGACAGCACCCAUAUUCAUCUACAAAGCCCUGCUAUUUGCAAGAUAGUGAAUUAUACUAAACCAACUGCCGAGCCCCCAGAGGCCUUCAACAAUAUAUGCAGCGCGUCCUCCUUAACUUUCUACGCAAAGGCACACCUAACUGAGCAUACGGGCUGUCGUAAGCUGCUUAAUCUUUCGGAACAGGCUUAGCAACAGGCCCCAUGGCGCGGCCUCAGAAGGCGCUCGUUGUUGAUGACCUGCCCGUUAACCGCCUCAUCCUGGGCACCAUUCUCAGCAAGCUUGGCUUCGAGGUCCUUGAGGCCGAAAACGGUCUUCAGUGUAUCGAUGUAUAUAGCCAGGAGCGGACGCAUCUAGUCUGUGUGUUCCUCGACCUACAAAUGCCGGUGGCUGACGGAUGGACAGCUACCAAAGGUAUCCGCGAGCUCGAGUCCCAGGCACAGGGCGCCGAGUACCUGCGCGUUCCUGUUGUCGUCUGUACAGCCUCAUGUUUGGAUGACUUAGUCGAAGAUGGUCAGACGGUCGCCCAGCGUGCGCUAUCUCUCGGAGCCGAUGGGGCCGUGCGCAAGCCGCUUACGCCGUACGCCGUACAACGCAUACUCGACCAAUACGCGCCGCGCUGGCGCUCCUGCCAAGCUGAUUGCUCCGACUCCAACCUGACAACAACAACCUCGAGUCCGCCUAGCAGCGCCUGCAGCGGCUGCUCCUCCGCCCACCGACCGGCCCCUCACCCCACUGCACCCUCCUCCCUGCAGCAGCACCCGCACCCCAACCGCCUGCAGCAACACCUGCAUCGCUCCCUCCACCACCACCAAGACCACCACCACCACCAGCUCGACCGACAUCACGACGUGCAGCAGCAGUACCCGUACCAGUACCAGCACCAGCAUCACGAGCACCGGCCGCAGCCUGUCCGGCCUAGCCAGCACUGCCACCUGGAGGCCCUGCAGCACCGGCAGCACCAGGGCGGCAGCUGGGCCGCCUCGUUGCCUACCAGCACCUCCUCCACAGCAGCUGCGACCGCCGCCCCCUCACCCCAGCCGCUCCCCCUCACACCGCUGCCUCGCUAGGCAGCGAUGGUUGUGGGGGCGCACCCGCGCAUGCCAGCCCCUGUGUGCUGAGGUGAACGGGUGUGGCAACGGCCGUGAUGUCGUCUUCUUCUUGUAGCGAGUGAGGAUAUGUAGCUGCAGGUUCGACACCACGUGUGUUGGUGGGUAUGGAUGGUUUGGCCUGCUGGUCAGAAAGGCCGGCAUGGCAGCUGGCAGGGAGCUGUGUCCAAAACGGAUCGUCAGGGUCUUGACACCCAUGCCGCGACGUUGAUGUUGUUGACCGUGCCCAGGCAUUGCUGACCCACUUAUUCCUUUGCUGAGGUGCUUUGGUGGUGUUGGGACUUCCUAGCGAGCAGGCAAUGCACGUGUCGUGGCUUGUGCCCACGUCUGCGCUCUCCUUACAAAUGGGUUGUACGUACACAUGCCAUGUUGCUCCGCGCGCAUGUACACAUGCCGCAUGAUUAUGCGCAUGCAUCUGUGGUAAGAUGGUUUUGUUGGUUGCAGUUGUUGUUGGUUGGUCGUUCAGUUGGUUGGGGGAUCCAGAUCCCGCGUGUAUCUAAUUCGGCACGCGAGGGCCGGGAGGGGGGAGUACGGUAUCCUAGCCGCGGCACAUUGCGCAUUGGAUGUACGACAGAACUGACGCAGCCCGUUGCUGCGGGUUUGACUGGCUGUGGUUUUGGGAGGGCAUCGUUUGGCCCGGCUUGCUACCGCGGGCAUGGUUCGGGUAAUGUACGGCACACACUGUGCCGGAAAGGUUGUAUUAUUAGGCCGGGUUAGGGCUUAAGUGGUCUCCCAAUCGAAAGUUGGCGUGGCUGUACUUCCUUUGUACUGCUUGCGGGGGCUGGGUGGGUGGGUUGUCAUAGAAGGGAUGGGGUGUGCUGACUGCUGUGGCUUUGACGCUGCAUUUGCGUUGCGUUAUGGUUGGUUGGCUGUUGGAUGGCGCAUGCAUACUUGUUGUGGGGUACAUGAUGGUCGUGUCAGUUCCAAGCAGGCUAGCAUUGCACGAGAUGUGGGGUGAGGACAAGAAAGGAGGUUUCCUAUCUACUCACGUAAUAUCAUGGUCGUCAUAACAGGAUUCAUGCCAAGUGCGUGUUGGUCCAUUGCAUGUGCUUCGUAUCGCUUAUUAUGCUUCGAUGCGUGUACACCGUUGAUUGCUUGGUUGGCCGAAUGGCCACGUGCCGGGUGGUUUGUUGGGCUGUGGGGGUUGGCAGUUGUAAGCUGCACGUACAAAAACAGUCCGUAUACUGUUCGCAACAGGGGCAGUAUAGUUUUGUUUCGGUAGUUCAGUUGCAGAGCAGCAGUUCACAUGUCAUGAUCGACUCCUUCCGCUCGACUUGUGUUGUCCUUGUCGUUCUCUCUUUGCGUCCUCUGCUAUUCAAAGAUCGGCCGCUGGGCCAGUGUUUACAUCAGUGGUAGGGUAGUGUCUUAGCACUGGCACGUCUGUCGCUAAAAGCAUUGUUGUGGUUAUGGGGUGUUUUCACUGUUUUUUUGCUGCUGUAUGUGUAGUCAUUUUGCUGCUGGGGGAAUACCGCAUGUGGUCGAUCCACGGCGUCACGGCGUUACACUUGUGCAGCUUGUGCGAAUCCCUGCUGCCACACCGCCUCUUUCGGUGUUACUAAUGUGGGUCGCUGCACUCGUGCUCAAGAAUGGUGGUGUCAAGGUGGCGGGGUGUCCCCCGUUCCUCUCGAGGAUCACCCGAUUGGAUGCGUUUGUCAUUAGUCAUAAAAAUCCAAUAACCGGCAGCAGCAGCGAUUCCCGCACGUGUGGGAUCCGGAUGGGGUAUUUGUGGGCCCAAACGUGACACGGCGGACGGCCGCGGGGUGAUAAUGUGUGGGGGAGCUACGGGCUUGUCGCUUGUUAGGAGGUGGGGUCUUUCAGCUGCACUGCCCCCCGGCCCCGUGGGGGUGUGUUUGGCGGGAUGAGGCCUCUUACCGUGCUUCAGGCGCUCUUGUCCUGGUUUGGUGGCCGUGUUUAUAGUUCAAAGGAAACUCAAAAGGUACUGCUGACAGCCUUCAGGUCCUUUUAGGCCUUCAUUCCAGAUGAACACUGCUUCUGACACUGCUCAAUUGGCGGCGUUUCUCGGCUCAUCCUAAACAUUCCCCUGCGCUUUCCGCUUGUAGUGGGGUGCUAGCAGCUGCUAGGUUCGCAGGUGAUAUGCGUGUGUGUGGCUCUAGCGUGUAAUGUUGUGCUGGGCUGCUCGACCACGUGCGCGACUGCUGCUGCUGUUUCUCCACAUGGGAAGUGUCGUUCGUGCGUUCUAUAUUGUCGUACGUGCGUGUUGUACGGCCGGGAAUUUGCCGUACGCGCUUUCUAUGCAUGGCUCCUCUUGAGCCUCAUACUCGUGCCCGACUGUUGUAGCUGUUCGUCCUUUGCCAGGUUUACAUUAAUCCUCAGCAAAAGGCCGGGUACCUUGCCAGUGACCCAUGGGUCAUCACAGACGGCACCUUGCCAUUGUGACACCGUACGUUGGGAAGGAGAAACUGCACGGCAGAUGCCGUACUGGUGUUGCCAUAUACGGUAUACCGCGCUGGCGGAAGGUUGUGUGUGUGCGUUUGUGGCCCAAGCGGGGGCUCUCCUGCCGCUGUGGUUGUGGCAGCUGCGGCUGUUUGUCCUCUUCAGCAGUCGUGCACGGGGCUGCAGUGUUAUGCCGGACAGUCCCAAUUGACAUCUGGUAACGACUAAGGGCUCAGGGUUAAUAGCAACUCCGCGCCUGCAUGGGGCUGCACUGCCGGUACCCUGGUCGCCCCCCCGGGUGGUCCCUGAGGGGCUUCAUAUUGCAGUCCUGGGGACCCCUGCCGGCGGCAGAGCGCCCAGCCAUGUGGGCCCCGCCGUACCAACCGCCUCCCAAGGGACAAGGGUUGUGCUGCGAUCGAGGGUGGCGCCGUGCUUAGGGCAGUUUGGGAUGUGUAGCGGGGGCCAUGUACGGCAAGGUGGCGGGCAGACCGGAUAUGGGUGGAGAAGUUAUGUUACAACAUAUUGUAGUUGGGGGUUACAGGUAUACAUAUACGCUGUGUAGCAUGGCUAUAUUGUUAUGGUUGCACUGUCUGGUCGCCGCCGGGUGUGAGUAUUGUAGCAUUGCGCUUGGGAAGCAUUGAAUUAUAGUUCGCUCAGCUGUCAUUAAUGGAUGCUGCCAACAACAACGGUGUUCGGGCUGCUUCUGGCCCUCUGGCUUCAGUUGCCAGCGUGUUACUGACGGGGAGGGGUCCAAGGUAUGAUGGGUUGUUGUUCAUUACAGGAGCCACUGCUGACCCGUCAGGCAGAGUUAAACCCCUGCACACUGGCUUCUGGGUUCGGGAAGAUGUGGCUUCCGGUCGCUUGGUGGUGCGGUGGGGGUGGUCCGUCGCAGCGGGGUCAAUGUGGCAGCGGGGUCCGGGUC